Molecule: messenger RNA, 3323 nt
Organism: Pistacia vera
Lineage: Eukaryota; Viridiplantae; Streptophyta; Magnoliopsida; Sapindales; Anacardiaceae
Product: replication factor C subunit 1-like
Exons: 23
Coding region: 207-3113 (968 amino acids)
Biological process (GO): DNA replication; DNA repair
Cellular component (GO): DNA replication factor C complex; nucleus
Molecular function (GO): ATP binding; ATP hydrolysis activity; DNA binding
Source: RefSeq, a predicted model, not a curated record
AAAAAAACUGAAAGUUCAGAAAACAAAACUCAGUGACUCACUGCGACCAGCCUCCCGUUACCACCGCCGGUUCUUAAUCUAUUACCUAUUUGUGCAAAGCCCAUUACCCGUUCGUCGUAGCCCGCAGUACUGGAAAUUGUGUUUUCGAGGCGAAAUCAGCGAAAACUUUUAGUCAUUGCAUCUUUGGUUUCGUGCGAAGUUUAGAGAUGCCGCAAGAUAUUAGGAAGUGGUUUCUUAAACCACAUGACAAAGACAAAGGCAAUGGCAAUGGCUCAAUCUCUGCAAAUUCUGCACCAAGCAAUUCAGAGCCAAUGAAUUCAGAGCCCUUUCGUGGAGGCAAAGAAGGUUCAGGUAGAAGAAAAACUAGCAAGUAUUUUACUGCUGAGAAACAAAAGCUAGAUGAUGAAAAAGGAAAAGCGGAACUUCCAGCUAAGAGGAAAACACAAAAUGAUAUUGAUGAUUCCCGUAAAUCUCCACGAUCAAGGAAAAUUCAGAAAGUUGAUGACAAUGAUGAUGACUUUGUCUUGCCGAAUGAGAAGAGGGGCUCUAGUGUCACUCCCAGAAAGAAAUUGAAGUCUAGUUCAGGUAGGGGAGUUGCACAGAAAUCUGUAUGUGUUGAUGAUGGUGAUGAGGAUAAUGUUAAAGAUUUAGAGCCUCCUGUUAAGCCCAGUGGAAGGGGUCGUGGUGGUAGAGCAUCAGGGACACCAGCUAUUGGAAGAGGCAGAGGUGGUGGACAAGGUGGAAUUAUGAAUUUCGGGGAAAGGAAAGAUCCUCCACACAAAGGAGAAAAGGAAGUCCCUGAAGGUGCUCCUGACUGCUUAGCUGGUUUGACUUUUGUAAUUAGUGGAACACUUGACAGUUUGGAAAGGGAAGAGGCUGAAGAUUUGAUUAAACGCCAUGGGGGACGUGUUACUGGAUCAGUCAGCAAGAAAACGAAUUAUCUUUUAUGCGAUGAAGAUAUUGGGGGAGUGAAAUCAACUAAAGCCAAAGAGCUUGGUACUGCUUUCCUUACGGAGGAUGGAUUGUUUGAUAUGAUCCAUGCAUCAAAUCCAGCAAAAGCACUUGCACAAGAUGAUUCAAAGAAAUCAGUGGAGAACGUUGCUACAUCUCUGCCCCUCAAGCGAAGUCCCCAAAAAGUCGAAGUGAAAAGCAACUCUUCGGCAACAAAGGUAGCCUGUGAAAGUACAAUCUCAUGUGCUUCUCCUGUAAAGAAGAAAAAGCAAAAUAUCCAGGAUUCUUCGUUGACAUGGACAGAAAAGCAUAGGCCAAAGGUUCCGAAUGACAUUGUCGGGAAUCAGUCACUGGUUAAUCAGCUUCGUAAUUGGUUGGCACAUUGGAAUGAACAAUUUCUUGGUAGUGGAACUAAGCAAAAUGGAAAGAAGAAAAUUGAUCCUAGUGCCAAAAAGGCCGUGCUUUUAAGUGGAGCACCUGGUAUGGGAAAAACAACAUCAGCAAAGUUGGUUACUCAGAUGCUGGGUUUCCAGGCAAUUGAGGUUAAUGCUAGUGAUAGCCGUGGGAAGGCUGAUUCCAAAAUUUCAAAGGGAAUUGGUGGAAGCAAUGCGAAUUCUGUCAAGGAACUUGUCAGCAACGAGGCAUUGAAUUCUAAAAUGGAUCGUUCCAAGCAUCCAAAAGCUGUGCUGAUUAUGGAUGAGGUUGAUGGAAUGUCAGCUGGAGAUAGAGGUGGAGUUGCUGAUCUUAUUGCUAGCAUAAAGAUCUCCAAAAUUCCUAUUAUCUGCAUAUGUAAUGACCGCUACAGUCAGAAACUUAAAAGUCUUGUAAACUAUUGCUUGCUUCUCAGUUUUCGGAAACCUACAAAACAACAGAUGGCUAAGAGGUUAAUGCAAAUUGCGAAUGCUGAAGGUCUUCAGGUUAAUGAGAUUGCUCUCGAGGAACUUGCAGAGAGAGUGAAUGGAGAUAUGCGCAUGGCCAUAAACCAACUGCAGUAUAUGAGUCUCUCCAUGUCAAACAUCAAGUAUGAUGACAUAAGACAGCGCCUUCUUAGUAGUGCCAAGGAUGAAGAUAUUUCACCAUUUGCAGCUGUUGAUAAGCUGUUUGGCUUUAAUGGGGGAAGGUUGAGAAUGGACGAGCGGAUUGACCUGAGCAUGAGUGAUCCAGACCUAGUCCCUCUACUUAUUCAGGAAAAUUAUAUUAAUUAUAGGCCAAGUUCAGGUGGUAAGGAUGAAAUGAAGCGAAUGAGCUUGAUUGCCCGUGCUGCUGAGUCUAUUGGCGAUGGGGAUAUAGUUAAUGUGCAAAUUCGAAGAUAUCGACAGUGGCAGCUCUCUCAAACUGGUUGUCUUGCAUCUUGUAUCAUUCCUGCUGCUUUGUUGCAUGGACAAAGGGAGACGCUUGAACAGGGAGAAAGGAAUUUUAACAGAUUUGGUGGGUGGCUGGGAAAGAAUUCAACAACGGGUAAAAAUUUGAGGCUUUUGGAAGAUUUGCAUGUUCAUCUUCUUGCUUCUCGUGAAUCUAAUUCGGGAAGGGAGACACUUCGACUUGAGUAUCUUACUCUCCUUUUGAAACAAUUAACUGAUCCACUGCGUGAGAUGCCUAAGGAUGAAGCUGUUAAGAAGGUUGUGGAUUUUAUGAAUGUUUACUCAAUAAGCCAGGAGGACUUUGAUACUAUUGUGGAGCUAUCAAAAUUUCAGGGGCAUGGAAAUCCGCUGGAAGGCAUUCCACCGGCUGUCAAAGCUGCUUUGACUAGAGCAUAUAAAGAAGAUAGCAAAUUGCGGAUGGUAAGAGCUGCAGAUCUAGUCACACUUCCUGGAAAGAAGGCACCUAAGAAGCGGAUUGCUGCAAUUCUGGAACCAUCUGAUGAAGGAAUUGGAGAGGAGAAUGGUGGUAUGUUGGCUGAUAGUGAAGAAGAAAAUUCUUCAGACACAGAGGACCCAGAUGCAGGAAAUGGUGAGAAGAUGCAGAAGGAAUUGCAAAGUCUGAAUUCAAAAGGAAUUGAAGUACAAGUGGAAUUGAAAGGAAGUGAAAGUUCAAGUGCCAAGAAGAAGGCGGCAGGCAGAGGGAAAGGUGGCUCUGCAUCCUCUGAGAAGAAAGGUAAUUCUGGAUCCAUGGAUAAGAAAGCUGGGCGUGGCUCAGGGGCUGCAGCCAAGAGAAAGAGAUGAGUAAGUGACCUAAGUGUAGGGUAUUAUAAAUUUCGGCAUGUAUAUAGUGUGCAUGAUAUUUUCCUCUAUACAACCAUUUUUGAAGGUUUCUUGUUGAAAGGUUGAGAGGAUUUUCCCCGCCAGUAGAUGCAUACUAUGGCGGACAAUAUGGUCAAAUGUAAGCAUUACUGGAUUGUUCUCCUUAUGAAAUUAUGAAUAUGUUUUAAAAUA